This is a messenger RNA of Colletotrichum phormii, 546 nucleotides long. RefSeq lists its product as uncharacterized. The transcript has 6 exons. NCBI's taxonomy places the organism in Eukaryota, Fungi, Ascomycota, Sordariomycetes, Glomerellales, Glomerellaceae. Bases 1 to 546 code for a protein of 181 amino acids. The record is from RefSeq and is a predicted model, not a curated record.
AUGUGUUCCCCUGUGCCACAGGGGAACACACCGCCGGUCACUUGUUCUACGCAUGCCCAGACUUGCAAGAGGAAAGAAUCAGUACUACCUCUCAAGAACAGGAGAGGGUGGCAAGCGAACCCGCGAUGGUAUCUGUACCCCUGGGAGGGUCUACUCACCGAUGGCGCCGCCCAAGCUUCCCGCUGGGCCAUCAACCAUUUCGGUAUCGACCAGUUCAAUUGGACUGCGAACCAUGUAGACGUGACCCUACCCCUGGGUUUCCGCACUGUUCAACCUCAGCCCUUUUUGGGUUUGUGGAGCUGGAUAGUCACGCCGAGACAGGCCACCGCAACGAUGUUCCCAUCUGUGCCGUUGAUCAGAAGCUCUCUUUUCCGCCUUGAGAGCUCUUUUAUGUGGGAUGGCCAUGUUGCUGUUGUAGGAGGAUUGUGUUUGAGGGAAGCGAAGUUUUCGAGGACAAUGUCCAACUCUGUCUUCUUGUUCUGCUUGUUCAUGCCGAUGGGUGGUGAUGAAUUUGAUGUCUUGGCAAGCAUUCACAGCUCAACUUGA